Messenger RNA from Colletes gigas, 423 nucleotides. Its product is annotated as cuticle protein 19-like. The transcript is spliced from 3 exons. Bases 1 to 423 code for a protein of 140 amino acids. Lineage: Eukaryota; Metazoa; Arthropoda; Insecta; Hymenoptera; Colletidae. Gene Ontology annotation, cellular component: extracellular matrix. The record is from RefSeq and is a predicted model, not a curated record.
AUGGUAAUCAAGUUUGUUUUAGCUUUCCUGGUUGGCCUCGCGGCGGUGCAAAGCGGAUCGGCGGGACACGCUCACAGUUUCGCGCAUUUCCAUGGCCCCGUCGAGGGUCCCGCGGAAGAAAUCUCGCACCACGGCAAACAUGGACACCACCACGAUUAUGUGGCCCACCCGAAAUACGACUUCUCCUACGGCGUGGAAGACCAUCAUACCGGCGACCAUCACGGCCAGAAGGAGCACAGAGAUGGCAAGAACGUGGUCGGUGAAUACUCGAUCAAAGAACCAGGCGGCAACGUGAGAGUCGUCAAGUACCACGCCGACCCUCACGGAGGAUUUUUCGCUUACGUUCACAAUUCCAACGGCAACAAUCACGAGGGUGGCACUUACGGUGGGCACGGAGGAUCGCACGGCCACGGACAUUAUUAA